CCGAUUCUUCUUAUUACAAAAUUGUUUCAUUUUCCUUUCAACUGCUAAUUUUAAGUAAUUAGCAAUGGACCGUAGAAUGAUGCCGGCGGCACACCUGCGGCAAAAGAGCGAAGCAGCUCCGUCGUCGCCUGUGUCUUUUCAUCGGCACGUGCGCUCAGGAUCAGCUGGAUUGUCGAAUGUGAGAAAAGUGCAAACGAAGGCCGCGGCACAACGAUUGGCUGCCGUGAUGGCACACCAACCGUCUGAUCAUAAGAAUGGUGACGACGACGACGACAACGGUGACGAUCAUUCUCAUGAUAAUAUCAGCAUUGGCCUUGCUGGCACUGGUGGUAGAGCAAUGCCUUCGCGCCCCCGCUCUCCUUUGAUCAGACCCAUGCCUCAAAGGCGUAUUCAGGUGAUGAACCAACCAGCUGAAGAGGAUAAUGGUGAGGCCGAUGAUUUAGGCUUGGUCACUGAUGUGAGCAUUGGGCUGGCUGGGGGAAGAGCAAUGCGAACUCGCCCACCUUUGACCAAACCUACACCUCAAAGGCAUAAACAAGUGAUGGAGGAUGGCAACUCGAACGAUGAUAACCGUUCACCCACUGCUAAGUCCAAAAACUCUGAGCAAGAGGCAGCAAAUGAAGAUCAUGAUGAGGACAAUGAUUAUAGUAGGUUCAGCAGAAAAGGAAGUAUUGGGGUUCCUGGUGGAAAGUCAAUGCAGUCGCCCACACCUAUGAGGUCACCUACACCCUUGCGGUCACCCAUACCUAUGGCAACUUCUGUCAGCACAAAUCAAGAAGAACAGGUUGCUGCACAUUCAACAUCAAGUGCUCAAUCAUAUUCAUCCAUGAACUCUGUGGGACAACCAUCAGUUGAUUUUGGGAGUACAAACUUGAAGGAAGCUUUUCCUGAGCAAUCUGCUUCUACUCUAGAAGAUGAGGUUGAUAUUCUACAGGGAGAAAGUGAAAGUUUACUUCAAAUUAAUGCUGGGGGUGAGGCAACAGAUGCUCUGCAACACCUCUGUGAUGCUGAGAAUGAAAUUAAAUCACUUCGGGCCAUGACUCAGAGACUGACACUGACGCAGGAAGAGAUGGUUUUGUUAUUACUCCAAUAGAGCACAUCUCAU
Molecule: messenger RNA, 1105 nt
Organism: Mangifera indica (mango)
Lineage: Eukaryota; Viridiplantae; Streptophyta; Magnoliopsida; Sapindales; Anacardiaceae
Exons: 7
Coding region: 65-1093 (342 amino acids)
Biological process (GO): cytokinesis by cell plate formation
Source: RefSeq, a predicted model, not a curated record